Molecule: messenger RNA, 1382 nt
Organism: Chelmon rostratus (copperband butterflyfish)
Lineage: Eukaryota; Metazoa; Chordata; Actinopteri; Chaetodontiformes; Chaetodontidae
Gene: ap4s1
Product: adaptor related protein complex 4 subunit sigma 1
Exons: 6
Coding region: 278-712 (144 amino acids)
Biological process (GO): protein transport; vesicle-mediated transport
Cellular component (GO): intracellular membrane-bounded organelle
Source: RefSeq, a predicted model, not a curated record
CCGACAGCUCCAUUUAGCUUCAUAGCGUCGGUUACUGAAGCUCCAUGUUUGUGUCAUAAAAAAUAAUUUUAAUAUAACUUUAUUUUUUAACUGUGAGUCUCUGCGUGGCUGCGACGCCUCGUUGUUUACAAACGCAUAUUUAAAAUAAGCUAACAGCAGUUAGCAUGUUGUUGUUGUUAGCCUGUGUGAUGGGGCUCAUUUAGCUACAGUUCGGUUACAAGCUAACAGCUGCUGCUUCAGCAGGUGUUUGUUCCUGUGCUGUGUGUCUGAUCAGAGGAUGAUCAAGUUUGUGCUGAUGGUGAACCGGCAGGGUCAGACCAGACUGUCCAGGUAUUAUCAACCUGUGGAGCUGAGCAGGAGAGCGGUGCUGGAGGCUGACGUGGUCCGCUGCUGCCUGAGCCGCAAGAAGGACCAGUGUUCCUUUGUGGAGUACAAAGACUUUAAACUGGUGUACCGUCAGUACGCUGCUCUGUACAUCGUGGUCGGGGUCACAGACAGCGAGAACGAGCUGUCUGUCUACGAGCUGGUUCAUAACUUUGUGGAGGUUCUGGACAAAUACUUCAGCCGAGUGAGUGAACUGGACAUCAUGUUCAACCUGGACCGAGUUCACAUCAUCCUGGACGAGAUGAUCCAGAAUGGACACAUCGUUGAGACAAACAAAAGCCGCGUCCUUGCGCCUCUCACCGCCCUUGACAAGAUGGCCGACGGCUGAGACAAGAAAAAAAACUACAGGAAGUGAUGUCACAGACUGUGUUUCAGACUACCAUCAGCAGGCGGAGAGUCAAGGACUCGACAAAAGAACUGAAUCAAACUCAGAUUCUCCGUAAACGUGCCGACGUUCUGAUGCCAAUAAAUCAACAUGAGCUACCAUUAGCAUAUUAGCAUGCUAAUGAGUAUUCUGUAGUCAUGUGGACUGAUAACCUGCCUGUUGUCAGUCUGAUUCAGCAGGUUGAUUUUCAGUCAAAUCUGAACUUUAUGACGGAUUAAAGGCUCAUUUCACCCAAAUUUCAUAAAACCAUCAAGUUGUUUGUCCUCACUGGUUUCCAGGUUAUUCAUCAUGUUCCUUCCUAUCACAGUCGGGUGUAAUGCUGAUUUCAAGGACACCGUGGAAUAUAAAUGACAGAUUUUUAAAAUUUUUGUGUAAAUCAGAAUUAAAGUGAUGGCUGGAUGAGGCGGCGCAGUGACAUCUGGUGGUUUGGGGGACUUACUGCAGCUCUUCAGGAUUGAAGCUGAAGCUCCACAACAACUUGAUUUUAAUGUUUUCAUCUCAUGUGAGCAAUGAAAGUCCAGCAAGUGUUCUCAUUAAAUCUGUAAUACUUCAGUGCUGGAUUAGAUUUUGCUGUGAAGUCGUUAAUAAACAUUUAAAAAUCCUUCAUAUAAAA